Dichotomopilus funicola is the source of this 897-nucleotide messenger RNA. RefSeq lists its product as uncharacterized. The transcript is spliced from 3 exons. Gene Ontology annotation, biological process: regulation of actin filament polymerization. The coding region runs from base 1 to 897 and encodes 298 amino acids. The record is from RefSeq and is a predicted model, not a curated record. Gene Ontology annotation, molecular function: protein binding. Lineage: Eukaryota; Fungi; Ascomycota; Sordariomycetes; Sordariales; Chaetomiaceae.
AUGGAAUACUCUCGGCCCCAACAAUAUGGUCGCAAACGAAUGAGUCUCGGGAAUAUCGUCGGUGACCCGUUCGCUCUCGCGACCAUCUCGAUUGCCACGCUUGCAUGGUUCAUUUCCUUCAUUACCACAAUCCUCGCGCACGUCCAGGACCCCACGGGAUUUCCACUCUACACGUAUUGGUCGUUGGUGUUUUUCCUCGCACUGAUCAUUGGAAUCUUCAUUGUGGUCGCCUCGGAUAGUACACAAACGUACCAUGUUGCGAUUGUCGGCUACCUUGGCUGCGGUCUGGUACUUUCGACGUCAUCCGUCAACGGUCUGAUUCACAAUAGCCAAGGUGCCAUGGAAGCGUCGGCCGCUGGCUUCAUCUUGUUGUCCAUGGUUACAAUUGUCUGGAUCUUUUACUUCGGGUCCGCUCCCUCGGCCGUACCCCGCGCCUACAUUGAUUCAUUUGCCCUGGCCAAGGAGUCGACGUCUACAAACCGGCAAACCAUGAAUGCCGGCUACGGCACGCGCCGCCCUGAGACCUCAACGUCGGUGCAACCCCCGCAGAUGUACACCGCCCAGCUGAAUGGCCUCGAGAACCCAUCGCCCGUCGGGGGUAUGACGUCCACGAUGCGCAACUCGGCCAACCCUCCACCUUUCACCGCGGCGCCUGUCCAGAAGGCAUCCCCUCCGCCAGCUGCCACCCAAGACGCUGAGAUCGUGCCACCGACUGAAUACCCAUAUCGGGCAAAGGCCAUUUACAGCUACGAGGCGAACCCCGAGGACGCCAACGAGAUCUCUUUCUCCAAGCAUGAGAUCCUCGAGGUUAGCGACGUCAGCGGCAGGUGGUGGCAAGCACGGAAGGAGAACAACGAGACAGGUAUCGCGCCCAGCAAUUACCUCAUCUUGUUAUAG